This is a messenger RNA of Asparagus officinalis (garden asparagus), 2530 nucleotides long. RefSeq names its product subtilisin-like protease SBT3.9. The record is from RefSeq and is a predicted model, not a curated record. Lineage: Eukaryota; Viridiplantae; Streptophyta; Magnoliopsida; Asparagales; Asparagaceae. Gene Ontology annotation, molecular function: serine-type endopeptidase activity. Gene Ontology annotation, biological process: proteolysis.
UGCUCACUGCCCAACACUCCCGUAGCUCUUAUCCCCCGGUAGCUCGAUCUAUGGCUCCUCCUCCUCCUGCUGCUUAUCUUAUCAACCUUCUCCUUGCUGGGGUUUUAUUGGUUCAACAGUCCCUGCUCUUCAUCCCCAUUUCUGCUAGCAACGCCUACAUCGUGUACAUGGGGAAGAAUAAAGCUCGUGAGGGAAUGGAAAUGCGGUAUGUUCAGGACCUCCAUCACGGAAUCCUUUCGGCCGCUCUCGGCAGCGAAGAAGCAGCUGCUUCUUCGAUCUUGUACAGCUACAAUUGCGGGUUCUCGGGGUUUGCUGCUCUUCUGUCUGAAUCCCAGGCCAACCGUGUUGCCGAUUUUCCUGGAGUUGUUCGGGUUAUUCCCAACAGGAUUUUUAGGUUGCACACGACUCGGAGUUGGGAUUUCAUGCGACUUAACCCCAGGCUUCCGAAUGGGCUCCUUUCGAAGAGUAGGUGGGGCGUUGGGUCAAUUAUCGGCGUCUUAGAUACCGGGAUAUGGCCGGAGUCUGCAAGUUUUAAUGAUGAUCAUGGAAUGGGUGAAGUUCCGAAGGGGUGGAAAGGUAUAUGCCAAGAAGGAGAGAAGUUUCCCAUUUCUACAUGUAAUAGAAAAAUAAUCGGUGCACGCUGGUUUGUCAAAGGAUACGAAGCCGAAUUUGGAAAGUUGAACACAAGUGAUGUCACCGAGUUUCUAUCUGCUCGUGAUGCAGCCGGGCAUGGAACUCACACAUCAUCCACCGCUGCCGGUGCUUUUGUAGGCAAUGCAAGCUUCAUGGGGCUCGGCCAGGGCACCGCUAGAGGAGGCGCUUCUGGUGCUAGAUUAGCAAUCUAUAAAGUUUGUGGUAGUUCUGCCGACAUCCUCGCUGCUUUUAAUGAUGCAAUUCAUGAUGGAGUAGAUGUUCUUUCGGUUUCAUUGGGAUCACCACCACCACUUGCUGCUUACGUUGAUGAUGCUUUGGCUAUUGGAUCCUUUCAUGCGGUGGCUAGAGGGAUUACUGUAGUUUGUUCCGCGGGGAAUUCUGGCCCUUACUCACAAACUGUUAUCAAUACUGCUCCGUGGGUUGUUUCUGUUGCAGCCAGCAGCAUCGAUCGGACUUUCCUUAUGCAAGUUACACUUGGAAACAAUCACAAACUUGUGGGUCAAUCACUGUAUGUUGGAAAACAUGUAGACAAAGUCUACCGAAUAGUGUAUGCUGAAGACAUAGUUGCAGAUAAUGCAGAAGCGGAUAGCGCUAGAAGUUGUGAUACAGGUUCUCUAAAUGCUACUUUAGCGAGAGGGAAUGUGAUAGUCUGCUUCCAAACCCGAGGACAGAGGUCACCUGUUGUUGCCGCAAAGUCAGUGAGUAGUGCUCAUGGUGCCGGUCUCAUCUUUGCUCAAUUCUUGACUAAAGAUAUCGCUCCUGUGUUUGAGCUCCCUUGCGUCCAGGUGGAUUUUGAAACUGGAUCUUCUAUCCUCACUUACGUGGAGAGCACAAAAGAUGCGGUUGUCAAAUUUGGUCAUACAAAGACGGCCAUUGGAGCUAUGUUCCCCCCUGAAGUGGCUUACUUCUCAUCACGAGGGCCAAGUUCAUUGUCUCCUUAUGUGUUGAAGCCUGACAUUGCUGCACCAGGGGUGAACAUCUUAGCCUCAUGGUCUCCAGCUUCCACUCUCUCAACAAACACGCCUCCUGUCAACUUCAAGAUCGAAUCUGGAACCUCCAUGUCCUGCCCUCAUGUUUCAGCUGUCGUUGCUCUCCUAAAAUCCAUUCAUCCUAAGUGGAGUCCCGCUGCAAUUAAAUCGGCAUUGAUCACAACAGCCUCCACAAGUGAUGACUACCAUCUGGAUUUAGUAGCUGAGGGAGCACCACACAAGAGAGCCGACCCAUUCGACUACGGAGGUGGACACAUCAACCCGAAUAGAGCCAUAGACCCUGGUCUAAUCUAUGACAUGGGCAUACCAGAGUACACUAACUUCCUUUGUUCGAUGGAAUACAACAACUCAGCAGUGAGUUCAAUGACCGAACAUCCCACUAUGUGCCACAAUCAAACACCUGAAUCACAGAAGAACCUCAAUCUCCCAUCCAUCUCUAUUCCGCAUCUAAGAGAGAGGGCAACCGUCGUGAGAACAGUAACAAAUGUUGGUUCUGUUACUUCAGUUUACAGUUGCCGGGUAGAAGCACCUCCUGGGAUAAAUGUGAAGGUUAAGCCAUCAGUGUUGUCAUUCAAUUCUACUCUCAAGAGUUUGUCGUUCAAGGUGAUAUUUUAUUCGAGGUUUAGAGUGCAGGGGAGAUACUCAUUUGGUAGUUUAUCGUGGGAAGAUGGCGUUCAUUCAGUGAGGAUCCCCAUUGCUGUCCGCACUGUAGUAGAUGGCUUUCUUGAUAGUAGAUGAGAUUGAAAUGUAUGUGAUUGAUUUCCUGACAAACUGUGUGUGCAUGUUACCAUUGAAUUGGCAAACCAACAAAACUUGAUGUUCACUAGUCAUUAAAAGAGUUCCCAUGCAUCCUCUAGGAUUACGACAUUACUCUGAUCUUCUAUUAA